AAUUAAUCUUUGAUCCAAAUCCAAAACCGACUAUAGCUAUCCCUGUAACCAAACACCGCCUCUUUUCCCCGUCUAUAAAUACAACACCAAACCCUCAGAAAUGCUCUUUCGUUUCCAAAAGUCUCCUUCUUCAGAGGGGCAGAGAGAGGGCCUGAUUACAGAUUUCUCUGUAAAACCCUGAAAUACUUCUAACGGCUAACAGAAAAUUGAAAUCAAAUUUAUUGUACCCAAAAGAAAACGAAAAAAUAGAUAUAAUUUUUGUUCAAAUCACAGUUAAUUUCAACAAACCCUAGUACUCCGUUCCGGCGAAUCGCCAUGGAUCUGCGGUUCCCCUUCUCUCCGGCGGAGGUGGCCAAAGUCCGCGUGGUUCAGUUCGGGAUUCUCAGCCCCGACGAAAUUAGGCAAAUGUCGGUUGUGCAUAUUGAGCAUAGCGAGACAACAGAAAGGGGCAAGCCGAAGAUUGGAGGUCUGAGCGACCCGCGGCUUGGGACGAUUGAUCGGAAGAUGAAGUGCGAGACGUGUAUGGCGAACAUGGCUGAGUGCCCCGGGCAUUUCGGUCACCUCGAGCUCGCGAAACCUAUGUUUCAUAUUGGAUUCAUGAAGAUUGUGCUCAGUAUUCUCCGUUGUGUUUGCUUCAAUUGCUCCAAAAUUUUGGCCGAUGAGGAGGAACCGAAAUUCAAGCAAGCGAUGAGAAUUAGAAACCCAAAAAAUAGACUUAGGAAGAUAUUGGAUGCCUGCAAAAACAAAACUAAAUGUGACGGUGGUGAUGAGAUUGAUGGGCACAGUCAAGAUACAGAAGAACCUGUAAAGAAGUCUAGGGGUGGGUGUGGUGCUCAGCAGCCAAAAAUUUCUAUUGAUGGGAUGAAGAUGGUUGCUGAAUACAAGCUUCAGAAGAAGAAAAGUGAUGACCAGGAUCAGAUGCCUGAACCUGUUGAGCGGAAACAGCAGCUAUCUGCUGAAAAGGUACUUAGCAUUCUGAAGAGAAUAACUGAUGAAGAUUGUCAAUUGUUGGGCUUGAAUCCGAAAUUUGCUCGCCCUGAUUGGAUGAUUCUUCAAGUUCUUCCGAUCCCUCCUCCUCCUGUCAGACCUUCUGUCAUGAUGGAUACUUCUGCUAGGAGUGAGGAUGAUUUAACUCAUCAACUGGCGAUGAUCAUUAGGCACAACGAGAACUUGAAGAGGCAGGAGCGCAAUGGGGCUCCUGCACACAUCAUCUCAGAGUUUGCACAGUUGCUGCAGUUUCAUGUAGCCACAUACUUUGACAAUGAACUACCUGGACAGCCAAGGGCUACCCAAAGAUCUGGUAGACCAAUCAAAUCGAUAUGUAGCAGGCUUAAGGCAAAAGAAGGUCGGAUCAGAGGUAACUUGAUGGGAAAGAGAGUAGAUUUUUCGGCUCGGACUGUGAUUACACCUGAUCCGACAAUCAACAUUGAUCAACUGGGUGUACCUUGGAGUAUUGCCUUAAAUCUCACAUAUCCAGAAACUGUAACCCCGUAUAACAUUGAAAGGUUGAAAGAGCUUGUAGAAAACGGACCUCAUCCUCCUCCUGGUAAAACUGGUGCAAAGUAUAUAAUUAGGGAUGAUGGCCAGAGGCUUGAUCUUCGGUACUUGAAGAAAAGCAGUGAUCAGCAUCUAGAACUUGGAUAUAAGGUGGAGCGACACUUGAAUGAUGGAGACUUCGUCUUGUUCAAUAGGCAACCGAGUCUGCACAAAAUGUCUAUAAUGGGGCAUAGAAUCAAGAUCAUGCCUUACUCAACCUUUCGCCUGAAUUUGUCUGUUACGUCUCCCUACAAUGCUGAUUUUGAUGGUGAUGAAAUGAACAUGCACGUUCCCCAGUCAUUUGAAACAAGAGCGGAAGUUUUGGAACUGAUGAUGGUUCCAAAAUGUAUCGUGUCCCCGCAAGCGAAUCGGCCAGUGAUGGGGAUUGUGCAGGAUACACUUCUAGGAUGCAGAAAAAUUACUAAAAGGGACACAUUUAUUGAGAAGGAUGUUUUCAUGAACAUUCUGAUGUGGUGGGAGGAUUUUGACGGCAAAGUACCUGCUCCAGCUAUCCUGAAACCUAGGCCUCUUUGGACUGGAAAACAAGUAUUUAACCUGAUCAUACCAAAGCAGAUAAAUCUGUUGAGGUAUUCGGCAUGGCAUCAAGAAACCGAAAAAGGAUUUAUAACUCCAGGGGAUACUCAAGUACGAAUAGAGAAAGGGGAGUUACUUACUGGCACAUUGUGUAAGAAGGCGCUUGGGACAUCCACUGGAAGUCUGAUUCAUGUUAUUUGGGAAGAAGUCGGUCCAGAUGCAGCUCGUAAAUUUUUGGGACAUACACAAUGGCUCGUCAAUUAUUGGCUCCUGCAGAAUGCGUUUAGUAUGGGAAUUGGUGAUACAAUUGCUGAUGCUGCGACAAUGGAGAAGAUCAAUGAAACAAUUUCAAAUGCAAAGAAUGAAGUGAAAGAGCUUAUCAGGGCUGCUCAAGAAAAGCAGUUGGAGCCUGAACCUGGUCGAACUAUGAUGGAAUCUUUUGAAAACAGAGUGAAUCAGGUGUUGAAUAAGGCCCGUGAUGACGCUGGAAGCAGCGCACAAAAGAGUUUGUCAGAAAGUAACAACCUCAAGGCUAUGGUUACUGCUGGAUCAAAGGGAAGUUUUAUUAACAUAUCUCAGAUGACUGCAUGUGUGGGGCAGCAAAAUGUUGAAGGCAAACGAAUACCUUUUGGAUUCGUCGAUCGUACAUUACCACACUUCACCAAAGAUGAUUAUGGUCCAGAGAGUCGUGGGUUUGUGGAGAACUCGUAUCUUCGGGGAUUGACUCCGCAGGAGUUCUUCUUCCAUGCCAUGGGAGGUAGGGAGGGUCUUAUUGAUACUGCUGUGAAAACUUCUGAGACUGGAUAUAUUCAAAGGCGGUUGGUGAAGGCUAUGGAGGAUAUCAUGGUUAAGUAUGAUGGGACUGUUAGGAAUUCCUUGGGUGAUGUGAUUCAGUUUCUAUAUGGUGAAGAUGGUAUGGAUGCUGUUUGGAUUGAAUCGCAACCUCUUGAGUCGCUGAAGCUGAAGAAAUCAGACUUCAAUGACAUGUACAAAUACGAGAUUGAUAAUUCAAACUGGAAUCCUAAUUACAUGUUACCUGAAGCUGUGGAAGAUCUGAAAACAAUUAGGGAAAUUCGCAGUGUGUUUGAUGCUGAGGUUACGAAACUCGAAGUCGACAGGUUCCAACUCGGGACAGAGAUUGCGACUACGGGUGACAACUCUUGGCCUUUACCUGUUAAUAUCAAGAGGCUUGUCUUAAACGCACAAAAGACAUUUAAAGUUGAUUUCCGGAGGCCUUCUGAUAUGCACCCAAUGGAGAUAGUGGAAGCUGUUGAUAAGUUACAAGAGAGACUUAAGGUGGUUGUUGGUGAUGAUUAUCUGAGUACUGAAGCCCAGAAAAAUGCUACUCUUUUCUUCAAUAUAUUGCUUCGCAGUGCCUUAGCAAGUAAAAGGGUUUUGAAGGAGUACAGACUUACACGUGAGGCGUUUGAAUGGGUUAUCGGUGAGAUAGAAUCUCGUUUUCUGCAGUCGCUUGUUGCAGCUGGGGAAAUGAUUGGAUGUGUUGCUGCGCAGUCUAUUGGAGAGCCUGCUACACAGAUGACUCUCAAUACGUUUCAUUAUGCUGGUGUGAGUGCUAAGAAUGUUACUUUAGGUGUGCCGAGGCUGAGGGAGAUUAUUAAUGUUGCGAAGAAAAUCAAAACACCGUCUCUCUCCGUGUACCUGAAGCCUGAUGUGAGUAAAACUAAGGAGAAGGCUAAAAAUGUCCAGUGUGCUCUAGAAUAUACAACUCUACGGAGUGUGACACAAGCCACGGAGGUUUGGUACGAUCCUGAUCCUAUGAGCACUAUUAUCGAGGAAGAUGUUGAAUUUGUGAAGUCCUACUAUGAGAUGCCCGACGAAGAAAUUGACCCAGACAAGAUCUCUCCUUGGCUGCUUCGCAUAGAGUUAAAUCGAGAGAUGAUGGUCGAUAAGAAGCUAAGCAUGGCAGAUAUUGCAGAGAAGAUUAAUACUGAAUUCAGUGACGACCUGACGUGCAUAUUUAACGAUGACAAUGCCGAAAAGCUGAUCCUUCGUAUUCGUAUAAUGAAUGAGCAGGCCCCCAAGGGUGAAUUGGCUGAUGAAUCGGCUGAGGAUGACGUGUUUCUGAAAAAGAUCGAGGGUAACAUGCUUACAGAAAUGGCUCUUCGAGGCAUACCAGAUAUCAACAAGGUGUUCAUAAAGAACAGCAAGCUGAAUAAGUUUGACGAGAACGAUGGGUUCAAGGCGGAGAAUGAGUGGAUGCUCGAUACAGAAGGUGUGAAUCUCUUGGCUGUCAUGUGCCACGAAGAAGUGGAUGUGCGUAGAACAACGAGCAAUCACUUGAUCGAAGUUAUCGAAGUUCUCGGAAUAGAGGCGGUUAGAAGGUCUUUGCUGGACGAGCUGCGUGUCGUCAUAUCUUUCGACGGGUCCUACGUGAACUACCGCCACCUGGCGAUAUUGUGCGACACCAUGACUUACCGCGGCCACUUGAUGGCCAUCACUCGUCACGGAAUCAAUCGAAACGACACAGGCCCCAUGAUGAGAUGCUCGUUCGAAGAAACGGUGGACAUAUUGCUCGACGCUGCUGUAUUUGCGGAAACCGAUUGCCUUAGGGGUGUGACUGAAAAUAUUAUGUUGGGUCAGCUUGCACCUAUAGGCACAGGAGACUGUGCAUUGUUGUUGAACGAACAGAUGCUGAAGCAAGCUAUCGAGAUCCCUUUGCCGAGCUAUAUGGAAGGUGGAUUGGAGUUCGGCAUGACACCUGGCCGUUCUCCCCACUCGGGAACUCCGUAUCACGAUGGGAUGAUGUCACCGAAUUAUUUGCUGAUGAGUCCAAAUCUUCGAUUAUCCCCUGUCACAGAUGCUCAGUUUUCUCCCUAUGUUGGUGGAAUGGCCUUUUCUCCUACUUCAUCUCCAGGGUACAGCCCGUCUUCUCCUGGAUACAGCCCUUCAUCGCCUGGCUAUAGCCCUACUUCACCUGGCUAUAGCCCUACUUCACCUGGUUAUAGCCCAACUUCUCCAACGUAUAGCCCUAGUUCUCCAGGUUAUAGCCCAACAAGCCCUGCAUAUUCUCCCACCAGCCCAUCGUAUUCGCCUACUUCUCCUACCUACAGCCCAACUUCUCCGAGUUACAGUCCUACUUCUCCAAGCUAUAGCCCCACUUCUCCAGCUUACAGCCCCACUUCUCCAGCUUACAGCCCCACUUCUCCUGCUUACAGCCCCACUUCUCCUUCUUACAGCCCCACAUCACCUUCUUACAGCCCAACAUCACCUUCUUACAGUCCAACUUCUCCUUCUUACAGCCCGACUUCACCUUCUUACAGCCCUACCUCUCCGUCUUAUAGCCCAACAUCUCCAUCUUACAGUCCAACAUCACCUGCCUACAGCCCAACUUCACCUGGUUAUAGCCCCACCUCACCAAGCUACAGUCCUACCUCGCCAAGUUAUAGUCCUACAUCUCCGAGUUAUAACCCUUCAGCAAGAUACAGUCCUUCUCUGGCAUAUUCACCUACAAGUCCUACGAUCACACCGUCGAGUCCAUACAGCCCAUCCUCUCCUACUUACAGCCCGACGUCACCUUCAUAUUCUCCAACAUCCCCAUCGUAUUCUCCCUCUAGUCCAAGUUAUAGCCCAAGCAGCCCAUACAGCUCUAGUGGAAAUCCAGACUACAGUCCUAGCUCUCCACAGCAGUAUAGCCCAAGUGCUGGAUACUCUCCGAGUGCACCAGGGUACUCUCCUACUUCAACCAGCCAAUACUCUCCCCUGACAAACGACAAAGACGACAAGAGCGUUAAGGAUGAUAAAAGCGGUCGUUGAAGUUCGCCUUUGUAAUAAGUGAUUAAUUAAAAAGGCAUGACCAAGUUCUUGAGCCUUUCCGCGGUUUUUGAGUUUCGAAUUGUCGGAAUUAAUGAUGUGAGAGUUCGGUUAUGAGAGUUACCAUUCUAUUAUUGGUAUUUGAGUCGGGUUGAAAAAAUAUAUAUAAAACGUCCAGUGUAAACCUGAGUUAGGAUUUACGGAGUCUAUGGACAAUUGUAAAAUGUGUUCUGUUCCUUCCCCAAGUACAAAAUGUUGACCUUAUUAAGUAGUUAUAUGCAUCUGUUUUGGAGUAA
This is a messenger RNA of Erythranthe guttata (spotted monkey flower), 6137 nucleotides long. It is a transcript of the gene NRPB1, whose product is annotated as RNA polymerase II large subunit. The record is from RefSeq and is a predicted model, not a curated record. Gene Ontology annotation, cellular component: RNA polymerase II, core complex. Gene Ontology annotation, biological process: transcription by RNA polymerase II. Gene Ontology annotation, molecular function: DNA binding. NCBI's taxonomy places the organism in Eukaryota, Viridiplantae, Streptophyta, Magnoliopsida, Lamiales, Phrymaceae.